Molecule: messenger RNA, 2018 nt
Organism: Lingula anatina
Lineage: Eukaryota; Metazoa; Brachiopoda; Lingulata; Lingulida; Lingulidae
Product: protein prenyltransferase alpha subunit repeat-containing protein 1
Biological process (GO): protein prenylation
Cellular component (GO): cytoplasm
Molecular function (GO): protein prenyltransferase activity
Source: RefSeq, a predicted model, not a curated record
UGUAGCCCAGCGAUUUGACCCAAUUAUUUCUAUACCGGACGAGGAAAGUAAUUUUCGCUUGAACAAAAGGUUUUUAAAGGUAAACGUUAAUAGCUUACUAUGCCACAUGGUCAUAUCUAUACAAUAUGAAGGGAUUUUAACGAUUAAAAAACUAUGGAAAACUCGGAAACAGAGAACAGGGCUAUCCGAGUUUUGUCGGAUUUAGAUGCAGCAUUUCGUCGCCAUCCAGAUAUUUCAGAGUUUGAUAUUUUGCCCGUCAAAGAACCAGAAUCCAACCGAAGUCCAAUUAUCGUAGCAGAAUUAGCACUGGGAAUGGAGCUGUGGAGUGCUAGGUUGGUGUACAUUUAUUGCUAUGGAAAACUGAUGAAAUGGAGGUCCCAUGCCAGUGGAUGUCACCUCUUGCACAGUACAAGGUCAGUUGAUGCAGCCAGAAACAUUCUUGAGCCCCCAGAGUUGUUAAGACUUAGCAGGGCUGUUAUUCUCAUCAACCCAGAAUGUUACAGUAUCUGGAACAUAAGAAAAGAAUUAUUGCAGGAGAAACAUGUUUCUGUCUAUGAAGAACUAAAACUGAGUGCACUUGUACUAAGCAAACACCCUAAAAGUCCUGAGACAUUUGCACACAGAAAAUGGAUACUAAGUCUUUCCUGUUUUGGUGCUGACAUUGUUGAUAAUAGUCAAAUUGAACCAAAUCAGUCUGGAAAUCCGUCUUUACGUGUUAGCCACAUCAUACCUAGGGUUAUGAAAUUAUCCACAGAGGAGCUGAAAGCUUUGAUUAAUGAAGAGAUGAGGGUGUGUACCAUGGCAGCUGAAAAAUAUGCAAAUAACUAUAAUGCAUGGAGUCACAGAAUAUGGGUCAUAAUCAACCUCUUUAACUGUAACAAGCAAUUCAUAAUGGCUGAAUAUGAAAACACCAGAAGUUAUGUCUCUAUGCAUGUAUCAGAUCACAGUGGAUUCCACUAUAGACAGUUUCUAUUGAGUAACGCAGAACAGACAUCCAGCAUUUUGCAACAAGAACUAGAUUUUAUAUCAGAAUUGAUAUCUGUCUACCCUGGCCAUGAAGCCCUAUGGUACCAUAGGAGAUUUAUCAUCCAUGCAAUGUAUAAUUUACAGAACAUAAGCAAAUCCGAUGCAGUUAUUGACACUUCCAGUUCAACUGAAGGAGAAGACUUACUCAUACCAUAUGAUUAUCAAACAGUGAAUGUGAUGGAUCACUGUUUGGUACCACAGUCAUCAAAAUGUGCAAAAAAAUUGAAGAUUGAUGAUUCUGGUAUUCUCAAAAGUGAGAUUACAAAAAUUGAACUGAUAAUAGAUAGCGAGCCAGAUAACUCAUGGCAGCAACAGUUGGCAAAAGCUUAUAUGAAAUGGAUAAAACAGUAUCAGAGCAGAACUUGAAGAAAUGUUUUGAUUAAUAUUGAAGUGAUUUAAAUAACAUUUUCUUCCAGUCUUAGUGUAAUCAAUAAAAUUGACUUGAUUUUGAGUAAUACUAUAUUUUGUACUUUAAAGAUAGAUAUUAGUCAACGAAAAAUCUUACUAGGAACAAAGAUUUUUUUUAACACACAUUUUUUCCUAAAACCACUUAUUGUUGAACUUUAUUUAGGACAAAUAGUACUUUUUGGUCAUUUUGAACAGAUGUGUGUCAUGAAUUACUGCUUCCAAAAUAAUUUAUCAUUUGGCAAAUCUCACCAUUUCUCAACUAUUUUUACCCCAUUUGGAAUUGUGCACAAUCCAGAAGUGGGUGUUCACAGUGAUGGUGGACUUUGAAAAAGAAACGUUGGUGAAGGACUUUUAAAUUUUCCUAGAGUUAUGGCAAAUGUCAAGUCCCAAGGAUGAAAGGUUAGUUGGAGAAAAUUACUGUUUACCCAGGAAGAUUAUUUGAAGUAUGGUCCCCCCCCCUCCCCCAAGGAAAAAUAUCAUGAUAGGCACCUUUAAGAAUAUAUAAAUGUACCUUUUGUCUUUUUAAUUUCAGUGAAGAAAAAUCAGAUUCUUAAACUGAUUGUGCAACUUUUUGAGAAUUUUAC